Porites lobata is the source of this 1859-nucleotide messenger RNA. The record is from the annotation of a GenBank genome assembly. NCBI's taxonomy places the organism in Eukaryota, Metazoa, Cnidaria, Anthozoa, Scleractinia, Poritidae.
AUGGCCUUCAAAUGCAUGACCGGUCAAGCCCCUAAAUAUCUUACAUCCCAAUUUAUUACCCGUGAGCAAGUUAGCGAGCGAACAACUCGGAGUAACCAAAAGCUAAAGAUCCCUCUUUUCAGAACUGCCUCAGGACAGAGAACCUUUUAUUACAGCACUGUUAAACUUUGGAACAAUUUGGAAUCUUUUCUUAACCCAUUCGCCCCUGAACCGCCCGUAACCGCCCGUGCGGAUCCAGGUCCUUUCUAUCCUUUGUGACGUCAUCAGUUUUAACGGUCAAGGACAACUUUCUUCGCUAACUUGUGCAGAGUGAAGAGAUCUUUCAAACCAUACCAGAAUGAGCACAAUUCAGUCAAGGAUACCGGAGAAAGAAGCAAAAAACCACGUGACAAGGACCUGAAAAUCUCCAUGAAAAUCUUGUUCCAUUACCCACCUACCUUUCCUUUCACCUAAUCCUAAGAUCCUAAAAGCUUUCCUAAAAACUCUUCCCACCAAAAUGAAGCCUACUAAAUGCCCAGCAAGAGAAAAAAAAAUGAGGCAAGAAAAGCGAAAAAAGAAGGGAGGAGAGAAAUUUUGCUUUCUGCGCAUGCCCGAACUUCGCAAGCUGAUAUUUUGCAUCUGGAUCAGAAGGCCGCCAAGUGUACGACCUGUAAACCGGUUUGUGGUAAGUUUUAGCUCUUUAUAGCACGACAGUGACCAGAAAACCACUCGACUAGCUUCAAAACGCGUUUUUCGGCAAAAUCUCCAGGAGCGAAUGGGUUAAUUUAAGCCAAUCUGUUGAAAUUUUUAAACGUUCCAUAAGGAGCCAGCUUUCAGAUAAUUUUGUGAAUACUUCUUAGUUAAGUUUAAAAACAUUGUAAUUAAUAAUUAGCUAAAAUUUUAAUUAGUAUUAGAUUAUUUAAGUGUUUUAAUUAGUUAUUAUAAAUAAUGUAAUAUAAGCAUUGUUCCUGAAAAGCCCCUUUGGGGAGGUAACGGUAAAGUAUGUAUGUAUGUAUAGUUUCCGUAACACCAAGAAAUACCCCAGCUAAUUGAGAAGAUUUGCAUGCGUUGCCCUUUUUGUUAUUUAUUUCAUAAAUAAAUUUACAAUUUUUAAAUAAAUUUAUAAAUUUAAAUUUACUGGUCUAGUUGCACUCACUGAUUCGAGCAAACGUUGCACAACCUUCAGCAGAUCUUGACAAAAGCUUAGUACAAUGGAACCUCGAUAUAACGAAGGGUCAAGGAACUGACAAAAUGUGUUCACUAUAACGAGUUUUUGUGUUAACGAGGUUCGUUUCCAUAUAUGUUUUUGUUAGUAGAGCAAAUUAAAGAAAAUCGUUCGUUAUAUUGAGGACUUCGUUCUAUAGAGGUUGGAUAAUUAUAUCGGGGUUCGACUGUAAUAUUCAUUCAUGUAAAUAUCGGUUGAUUUAUUUAUCAUUUUUUCAGCUUUACCUAUUAAUUGGAAUGUGACCGUUGAUAGCACCUCAAGAACUUCGAUGACAGUUCAUUGGGAGAAUUUAGCACCGCUCAUCAACGAGACCGUACUCUAUUAUAUCGCAAAUGCCCACCAUGGUAACCUAUCAAGAGCAGCAGUCGUUUCUGGAGAUUUAUACAGUGCAAGCGUUCUGGGGCUGUCAACUUACACUGAAUAUCAAGUAAACGUCAUUGGAAUAAACAGCGUUGGUCAACCCUACAACAGCUCAAACGUGACAGCUCUAACAGAGGGAGGAGGUAAGUGUUGUAUAACGUUUUGGGCAAAACACGUCACGCCACGCCACCCUACGCCAAGAACGAAAAUAAUACUUUAUUUCACUGUUACUAGAUCAUCGUUUCUCAAGAUAACACAUGGAACCAUUGUAACGUCCGUUAAAGCUUCACUCUAG